CUUUUCUAGAAGUUAUUACAGCGACUAAAGAUUUCAAAAACUUUGACAAAUUUGUCAACAAAUAUACACCAAAAUAGCCACCCAAAUGUACGCUAAUGCACAAACACCAAUUAUUUUAUAACACAUACAUACGCAUGCGUUACGUUUCCAACUUUCUCUACAUCUAUAUAUUUAAUAAUGCACACUCAUAAUCUGCAAGAGCGUGCAAAAAAAGACCAAGAAGCAUUAGAAACAGAGAAAGAUAAUCAAGAAUGGGGAGAAUGGAGGUGGAGAGGAAAACAAUAGGCUGGGCUGCGAGAGACCCAUCUGGGAUACUCUCUCCUUACACUUACACUCUCAGGGAGACAGGACCAGAGGAUGUACACAUAAGAAUCAUAUGCUGUGGAAUCUGCCACACCGAUCUCCAUCACACUAAAAACGAUCUCGGCACGUCUAACUACCCCAUGGUUCCUGGGCACGAGGUUGUAGGGGAAGUAGUAGAGGUGGGAUCAGGUGUGAGUAAGUUCACCGUAGGGGAUAUAGUUGGAGUUGGUUGUCUCGUUGGAUGUUGCGGUGGUUGUAGCCCCUGCGAGAGGGAUCUCGAACAGUAUUGUCCCAAGAAAAUAUGGAGUUACAACGAUGUUUACAUCGAUGGUCAGCCUACACAAGGUGGCUUUGCUAAAGCCACUGUGGUUCACCAAAAGUUUGUGGUGAAGAUUCCAGAAGGAAUGGCGGUUGAGCAGGCAGCCCCGCUACUGUGCGCCGGUGUGACGGUGUACAGUCCACUGAGCCACUUUGGGCUGAAGAAACCAGGUCUAAGGGGAGGCAUACUAGGGUUAGGUGGAGUUGGUCACAUGGGUGUGAAAUUCGCCAAAGCAAUGGGGCACCAUGUGACUGUCAUAAGCUCAUCAAACAAGAAGAGAGAAGAGGCUUUGCAAGAUCUUGGAGCCGAUGAUUACGUGAUCGGAUCCGACCAGUCGAAGAUGAACGAACUUGCUGAUUCAAUGGAUUACAUAAUAGACACGGUCCCUGUUCAUCAUGCACUUGAGCCUUACUUGUCUCUGCUUAGGCUUGAUGGGAAACUCAUACUCAUGGGAGUCAUCAACAAUCCGUUGCAGUUUCUCAGUCCUAUGGUUAUGAUUGGGAGGAAAAUGAUAACUGGGAGCUUCAUAGGGAGCAUGAAGGAAACCGAGGAGAUGCUUGAGUUCUGUAAAGAAAAGGGUUUAAGUUCUAUCAUCGAAGUUGUGAAAAUGGACUAUGUAAACACUGCGCUUGAGAGACUCGAGAAGAACGAUGUGCGUUAUAGGUUCGUGGUUGAUGUCGAAGGAAGCAAACUCGAGGCUUGAAUUACUUUUGAAACUAAAUCACCAGUUUAAUUCUUUUACAAACCCCAUUUACGCCGUUUUCUGUUUGAAUGUGGCAUUUAAUAUGACUUAUCACUCUUUUCAUGUGAAAAGAUAAUAAAACGCUUAACAUUUAGAUAAAAA
Brassica napus (rape) is the source of this 1466-nucleotide messenger RNA. RefSeq names its product cinnamyl alcohol dehydrogenase 5-like. Gene Ontology annotation, molecular function: zinc ion binding; cinnamyl-alcohol dehydrogenase activity. The transcript is spliced from 5 exons. The record is from RefSeq and is a predicted model, not a curated record. Gene Ontology annotation, biological process: lignin biosynthetic process. NCBI's taxonomy places the organism in Eukaryota, Viridiplantae, Streptophyta, Magnoliopsida, Brassicales, Brassicaceae. Bases 252 to 1325 code for a protein of 357 amino acids.